AUGGAUUCUCAACUUAUUAAAACAGUCAACAAGCUACAAGACGCUUUUGCAACAGUAGGUGUUCAUAACCCAGUUGACUUGCCUCAAAUUACCGUUAUUGGUUCCCAAUCCAGUGGUAAAAGUUCAGUCUUGGAAAACAUUGUAGGUAGAGACUUUUUACCAAGAGGUACUGGUAUUGUGACGCGUCGACCUUUAAUUCUUCAACUUAUUAAUCGGGCUCCUACCUCAUCGGGUACUAAAAAGGAAGAAAGUGAUGUACCAUCCUCAGAUGCACAAGAGAACCCUGACGAAUGGGGUGAAUUCCUUCACUUGCCAGGCCAAAAAUUCUAUAACUUCAACAAGAUUCGAGAGGAAAUCAUCAAGGAUACCGAACUCAAAACAGGCAAAAAUGUUGGCAUUUCACCUCAGCCUAUCAAUCUACGCAUCUUUUCACCUCAUGUACUCACACUCACAUUGAUUGAUUUGCCUGGUUUGACCAAAGUGCCUGUGGGUGAUCAGCCCAAGGACAUUGAGAAGCAAAUCCGCGACAUGAUCCUCAAGUAUGUGACCAAGCCAAAUGCGAUCAUCUUGGCAGUGACUGCUGCUAAUACUGACUUGGCAAACUCGGACGGUCUUCAAUUGGCACGUGAAGUGGAUCCUGAGGGAUUGCGUACCAUUGGUGUAUUGACCAAGGUGGAUUUGAUGGAUCAAGGGACCGAUGUGAUUGAUAUCUUGGCAGGUCGAGUUAUUCCCUUAAGAUUGGGUUAUGUGCCUGUGGUCAAUCGUGGUCAAAGAGAUGUCGAGACAAAGAAAUCCAUUUCGAAAGCUUUAAGUGCUGAACGAGAAUUCUUUGAAAACCAUGCUUCUUAUAGAAGUAAGGCUCAAUAUUGUGGUACACCUUUCUUGGCCCGUAAACUGAAUAUGAUUUUAAUGCACCAUAUUCGCAAUACACUUCCUGAAAUCAAGGCUAAAAUCCAAUCUGCUUUAACAAAAUACCAACAAGAACUACUGCAAUUAGGCGAUCCUUUAAACGAUGGCUCCUCUUCAGGCCAAGCUAACCUUGUGCUCAACAUCAUUACCGAGUUUUGUACAGAGUUCAGAACGAUCAUUGACGGCAAUUCAAAUGAUUUGACCAGUUUUGAAUUGUCGGGUGGUGCUCGUAUUAGUUUUGUGUUUCAUGAGCUAUACUCAAAUGGUGUCAAGAGUGUAGAUCCUUUAGAUCAGAUCAAAGAUAUAGAUAUUCGUACCAUUCUUUACAAUUCAUCUGGUUCUUCGCCUGCUUUGUUUGUAGCCACGACUGCUUUUGAAGUAAUUAUUAAGAAGCAAAUCAAGCGCCUUGAAGAACCCAGUAUCAAGUGUAUUAACAUGGUCUAUGAUGAAUUGGUCCGUAUUCUAAGUCAAUUGCUAAACAAGCAAUUCUUUAAGCGCUUUCCUGCUCUUAAAGAACGAUUUUAUCAGGUAGUUUUGUCAUUUUUUAAGAAAGCAUUGACGCCUACCAGCAAACUUGUCACUGACCUUGUCUCUAUGGAAGCUUGUUAUAUCAAUACGGCUCAUCCUGAUUUCUUGAGCGGUCAUCAGGCAAUCGCUAUUGUGAAUGAACGGUUACAAGUCAAGAACCAACCCAACCAAAUUUCCGAUAAAGCCCAUAGUACACUCAACAGUAAACAACAACAACAACAGCAGCAGCAACAACAACAACAACAACAACAACAAGCUCUUCAAUCAAAUCAUCAUUCAAGUUCUAAUGUGGAUAGUGAUAGUAGCGGCUCUUUCUUCGGCAGUUUCUUUUCUGGACCAAAGAAGCAAAAAAAGGCAUCCGACGCCUUAAUGGAAGCCCCUCCUGCUACAUUAAAAGCCAUGGGUGCACUCUCUGAGCGUGAAUACAUGGAGACUGAAGUCAUCAAGCUCUUGAUACUAUCUUAUUUCAAUAUUGUUAAGCGCACGAUGAUUGAUAUGGUUCCUAAAGCCAUCAUGCUCAACUUAGUAAGUCAUGCCAAAGAAGAACUUCAAAGAGAACUGUUGUCCGAGUUGUACAAAGCUGAGGUCUUGAAUGAUUUGUUACAAGAAUCCGAAUUCACUCAACAAAGAAGAAAGGAGUGCAAAAAGAUGAUUGAAGCUUUACAAAAGGCAGAUGAGAUUGUUGGUUCUGUCUAA
This is a messenger RNA of Gilbertella persicaria, 2133 nucleotides long. Its product is annotated as Dynamin central region-domain-containing protein. The transcript is spliced from 6 exons. Lineage: Eukaryota; Fungi; Mucoromycota; Mucoromycetes; Mucorales; Choanephoraceae. Gene Ontology annotation, cellular component: cytoplasm; membrane; microtubule. Gene Ontology annotation, biological process: peroxisome organization. The coding region runs from base 1 to 2133 and encodes 710 amino acids. The record is from RefSeq and is a predicted model, not a curated record. Gene Ontology annotation, molecular function: microtubule binding; GTP binding; GTPase activity.